Messenger RNA from Catharus ustulatus (Swainson's thrush), 1064 nucleotides. RefSeq names its product COMM domain containing 5 (gene COMMD5). Gene Ontology annotation, cellular component: nucleus. The record is from RefSeq and is a predicted model, not a curated record. NCBI's taxonomy places the organism in Eukaryota, Metazoa, Chordata, Aves, Passeriformes, Turdidae. The transcript is spliced from 7 exons. Bases 1 to 657 code for a protein of 218 amino acids.
AUGGCGGCCGGGGCGGUGCAGGGGCUCGGCGAGGGCGGCGGCGGCCGCGGCUUCCUGGGCCCGCGCGUGCCGGCCGAGGUGGAGGCCAUGGCCCGGAGCGUGCAGGACGUGGGCAAGGAGACCUUCCGGCGGCUCCUCAAAGUCACUGUUAACGCAUUAGAAGGAAAAGACUGCAAGGAAUCUGUCAGGCUGAUUGCAGAAAGUGCUAAUCUCUCAGAAGAGCAACUUGCUUUCCUCAUUUCUGGCAUGUACACCCUCCUCCGAGAAGCAUUGAGACUCCCCUUAUCAACUUUCAAACAAGAAGUUUUUAAAGAAGACCUUAAGGAGCUCAGAAUACCAGAAGAUUUCAUUGUGGACUUUUCCAGUGUAGUCUUUGGUAACAGGCGUCCCACUUCGGAAGGCACAGCUCUGAUACAAAGAAGUCGGCUACCAAGUAUCCAGGACUUCAAGUGGAGAGUGGAUGUAGCUAUAUCCACAAGUUCACUGGCCCGUGCACUGCAGCCUUCCAUUCUGAUGAUGAUGAAGCUUUCAGAUGGGACAGCUCAUCGCUUUGAAGUGCCAGUUGCAAAGUUUCAAGAACUGAGAUACAAUGUUGCCCUCAUACUGAAGGAAAUGAAUGAUUUGGAGAAGAGGAGCGUACUGAAGAUCCAAGACUGAAUACUUUUACAUUGGGAGUUUAUGGAUAAGAUUUGAAACCCUCAGCAUGUUUUGUGAAUGCAAAACAGGGGACCAUCACCACUUUGCCUCUAUGAACUUCAAUGUGGCAUUUAUGAUGUCUGCUGUAAAUAUUUUUUCUUUCAAUACAAGUGUUAAAAGCACAAGCUCUUUUUGUAAGACUUAGGAAAAACAAAACAUUUAUCUAUUGAAAAGUAUAAUACUGUUUGUGAACAUUUUUGCAUGAUUCAUCAAAACGGUUUUUUAAAUAACUGUCUUAAUAGAUGUAAGAGUCAUUUCUGAUUAUGAUUCAUAACUCAUUUCUUUAUGCUACUGGAAGCCCUAUCACUGUGUAUGUAUCAUAAGAAAGCUCUGCAAUAUUUCAAAUAAAAAAUAAAAUAACAAACCCA